Molecule: messenger RNA, 2776 nt
Organism: Pimephales promelas (fathead minnow)
Lineage: Eukaryota; Metazoa; Chordata; Actinopteri; Cypriniformes; Leuciscidae
Gene: cfap20dc
Product: CFAP20 domain containing
Source: RefSeq, a predicted model, not a curated record
CGACCUGCCCCUGCUCUUGCCUGUGAAUUAGCUAAUCAGCUAACUAGCUUAAGUGUUUUAUUAUUAAAGCGCUCUAACAGCCUAAAUGACUGAACGAACCGAGAAUUUUUAACAGAGUUUUUCGUUCUGCUGGGUGAAUGUGGUUAAAUGUUUUGGGCGCUAGUCUGAUAGUUACCAGGCUAUUAAGGCGAAUGCUAACGUUAGCUGAUAUUAGUUCUAUAGAACCGUCGUCAUUGUGCUGCAGUGGUUAUGAGUCAUCUUUUGUUUGUCUCGAAGAGGACAUAAUAAAGCAACCUUCACAAUUCAAUCUUUUGGCAGCAUGUUUAGAAACGAUUAUCAGGGUGGUCUCACGGUUGACAUCUUCAGUGCGCAAGGAAAAGAUCCUGUGGCAAAAUGGAAACUAUAUGGCAGGAAACCUCCUAUAACUAAAGUGUUUGAUAAAGAAGUGAAGGGCUUUGUAUACAGUCUUGAAGGCAGCAGUCAAACACACAAGAUGCAGUUACCUAAGGAUAGCAAGAUGGCUCUUGGUUUGAUUCAGAAGUUUCUGAUUCUACAGGUCAACAUUCCUUUGGGAAAAGACUUUUCCACUGAGUUUCUAGUGACUGAUGAAGAGCACCUAAAGAGGAGACUCUACUUGUCGACCGUUCAUAAAGAGGUCUCAGCAACCCCGUUGCAUGCGAGAAUACCUUUAACGUGGCUCAAACGAAAUACUUGGUGUAAUCUGUGUAUCGAUCUGGACUCCCUCACCACUGAGAUAUUCAAAGGGAAGCGCUUCCUGUCUCUGGAUGGCAUCAUCAUCUCCGCCUGCUGUAAGAUUCGCCGCAUCUUCACGAUGAAGAAUGAACCAGCAGACUGCGUAGAUGGAGGUUUAGAAAUAGGAAAUGGUCCAAAAGAUGAGAUUCCCAGGAACUGUCAGUUUCCUAGUGAAGUUCAGCACGUUGUCCAGUUGGUGAACAUGAAGACACUGGGACAGACUGAUUUAAAGGGAGGACCUGCGAAUUCAGAUACUGAAGAGACAGGUGGCGUCAAGGCAUCCAUCACAAGGUGUCCUACAACCCAGGACUUCUCCCAUAUUGCUUUUGGUUCAAAGGUUAUCGGACCUCCUCCGCUCACCGCCAGGAAGAGCAGCACAUCUGCGAAUCGAAAAGAAGAAAGAUCCAAGUCUGAAUUGAGCCUCAACAUACCAUCAGGCCGAAUUGAAAAUGUACAGCCACGACCUCCACUUGAAAGGCCAUCUGUUGAGAGAAUGGGAUCUAGGAUACCACAGAGAAUCCAAAAUGCAAGGAGAGAAAAAUCCAAGACAGAUAAAGAAGGUGGCAAAAUUAGCCUGAAGCCGAAGGGACCUGAGCUUCAAGGAAAAAUUGCAUUAUCCUCAUUUGGCUCUGAUCUAACAGUAGAAGAUGAAUUAACCGAUCCAAUUCUACAAGACUGUGCUUCUAGUGCGGAUACAUCUGGGUCAGCCUUCAAGCCUCCAUGUGCUGCUUCACCUCCAGACCGUGUGCUGACUACAGAUGACGCUGACAUUUGUGACACAGAAACCGAGCUCUCUCUCUGUGACGAGGAAUACGAAGAGGAAGUCUUCACUUUCUCUUCAUGCCCUCACUCAGCCAGACGGAAUCAGGCUAGCAGCAACCCUGUUGAGGAUUCGACCUUUGGCCUUAAAGGUCACAAGCUGGUAACUGAAGGAGAGCGCAAAGAUGCACGUCUGGAGGAUGAUUUCGUGUGUAGUGAAAGUGAAGAGGAUGAAAUGCAGGCAGAGUUCCUCCAUAGAUGUGCAGUCCAUUCCAUUACUGCUCCCCCACCACCUCCUUCAAUACAAAAACACACAGUCCUACCAGAGUUCUCUUAUGAGCCAAUUAAGACUCAGACCUCCACAGUCCGGCAUGUCUCUAAAGGACCAAAGAAGCAUGAACCCAUGCGAAUAGCACCAACCCGCUGUCUCUCACCGAGUUCCUCCAGUAGAGUGGAUCGGUCCGAGGCUGGCAGACCACUGCCUGAUGGAGAUACCAGAAUAUCUAUCAACAGAGCGUCUGUGCGAGAGAUCUCACUGAACAAUUCUGGGCUCCCAAAGGUUAGUGUCGAUUGGAGAGUUCAACCUUUGGGCUCUAGCAGGUGUGAUCUGAGGAGAGGUCAAGGUGAAGAGGAUGAGGAUGAGGAAGAUGAGCUACGAAUAUUGGCAAUUUUGAAGAGAGAGCAGGAGGAAGAAGGAGAUGGAGACAUGGGGAGCCCAGGCCUUAGUGCAUCACAGGUUCACCACUGCAACAUAAGUCUGAGUGGAAGCAGCGAUGACACCUCAACCUGGACUCAGUGUAUUCCAUUGCCAGUGGAUCAAGGCCAGCACUAUCAGAAAGAAAUGAACCCUCUUCUUCACUCUAAUCCCAGAGAAUGGAUGGAUGUCCUUAGCCCUCCGAUAGUUCAUCCAAAUCAACAGAUGGCCGAUGAAAAAGGAGAUCACAAGGGCUCAACCAGAGGGUCUAUGUUACACGACAACAGUGGAGAGGAAGAGUUUCUCAAUUUAAUGUAUGAUUCCUGCCUCAACUGUUACUUUGAUCCACAAUCAGGGAAAUAUUACGAACUGCUCUGAUCCCGAGAUGAGCAACAUGUUGAUCAAUACUGCCACUUUGUAUGGUUUUAAUUCAACCACUGCUCAACAAUUUAUUUAAUAAGUGUAUAUUUCUUGUACCUGUUUCUAAUGUAAUAUAGAUUUUUAGUAAUCAAUUCAUAUUCAAGCUUGUUUGAGCUCAUAACUGAAAAGUUAAUAAACCAUAUGAUUGAA